Molecule: messenger RNA, 2292 nt
Organism: Rattus rattus (black rat)
Lineage: Eukaryota; Metazoa; Chordata; Mammalia; Rodentia; Muridae
Gene: Pld3
Product: phospholipase D family member 3
Exons: 13
Coding region: 524-1990 (488 amino acids)
Molecular function (GO): catalytic activity
Source: RefSeq, a predicted model, not a curated record
GACUGAACCUCUCCCCCCGCCGCUCUAACCCUCCUAGCCGCCAACCAGAUCGGGGGGGAGUGAGGGCGAUGGCCAUCACGUGACAACACGCAGCCUCCCAAGCCCCUCCCCGCCCCAAGCUACACCGCGUUCGCGCAGAACGCCGCCAAUCAGAAACGAUCAGGUCUAGCCUUUGCCCAGCCCGCAGUCUAGCGCGAAUGCGCCUGCGCACAGGUGGGCAGGAAGGCGGGGCUAGGUUCUGGAGUAGAAGACUGUGACCUGCAGGUUACUCAGGACCACCCCUUCCCCUGUUGCGGGGAGUCAGCCGACGACGUGCACACUGCGCAGACGCCUCGCUGCAGUGGGCGUGAUCCGUGGAGAUCCCGCCCCUUCUUUCCUCCCGCCCCUACUCAGCUGCUCAGGCAGAAGCUGGGGCCCCACCGAAGUAGCAGCCAACGUCGGAGUAAGACCGGUGUCGUUUUAGGUCCCUGACACACCCACCUUGCCGCCUCCGUUCUGCAGAGGCCCCCAGCUGCCAGGCAAUAUGAAGCCUAAACUGAUGUACCAGGAGCUGAAGGUCCCUGUGGAGGAACCUGCGGGAGAACUGCCCAUGAAUGAAAUCGAGGCAUGGAAGGCAGCAGAGAAGAAAGCCCGCUGGGUCCUCCUUGUCCUUAUCCUGGCGGUAGUGGGCUUCGGUGCCCUGAUGACUCAGCUGUUUCUAUGGGAAUACGGGGACUUACAUCUAUUUGGCCCGAAUCAGCGCCCAGCCCCCUGCUAUGACCCCUGCGAGGCGGUGCUGGUGGAGAGCAUUCCUGAGGGGCUGGAGUUUCCCAAUGCCACCACAAGCAACCCCUCCACCAGCCAGGCCUGGUUGGGCCUCCUUGCCGGUGCUCACAGCAGCCUGGACAUCGCGUCCUUCUACUGGACUCUCACAAACAAUGAUACCCACACGAAAGAGCCCUCUGCCCAGCAGGGUGAAGAGGUUCUUCAGCAGCUUCAGGCUCUGGCACCUCGAGGUGUAAAGGUUCGCAUUGCUGUGAGCAAACCCAACGGACCUCUGGCUGAUCUGCAGUCUCUGCUACAGAGUGGUGCCCAGGUGCGCAUGGUGGACAUGCAGAAGCUGACCCAUGGUGUCCUGCACACCAAGUUCUGGGUGGUGGACCAGACCCACUUUUACCUGGGCAGUGCCAACAUGGACUGGCGGUCGCUGACCCAGGUCAAGGAGCUGGGCGUGGUCAUGUACAACUGCAGCUGCCUGGCUCGCGACCUCACCAAGAUUUUUGAAGCCUAUUGGUUCCUGGGCCAGGCAGGCAGCUCCAUCCCUUCAACCUGGCCACGGCCCUUUGACACCCGGUACAACCAAGAAACACCGAUGGAGAUCUGCCUCAAUGGCACCCCAGCUCUGGCCUACCUGGCGAGUGCACCCCCGCCACUGUGUCCAGGUGGCCGCACCCCAGACCUGAAGGCACUGCUCAGCGUGGUGGACAACGCCCGAAGCUUCAUCUACAUUGCAGUUAUGAACUACCUGCCCACCAUGGAGUUCUCCCAUCCACGCAGGUUCUGGCCAGCGAUUGAUGAUGGACUACGACGGGCUGCGUAUGAACGAGGCGUCAAAGUGCGCUUGCUCAUCAGCUGCUGGGGACACUCCGAGCCGUCCAUGCGGUCCUUCCUGCUCUCCCUGGCUGCCCUUCGUGACAACCAUACCCACUCUGACAUCCAGGUGAAACUGUUUGUGGUCCCUGCGGAUGAGGCCCAAGCUCGAAUCCCCUAUGCCCGCGUCAACCACAACAAGUACAUGGUGACUGAACGCGCCACAUACAUUGGAACCUCCAACUGGUCUGGAAGCUACUUCACAGAGACGGCAGGCACCUCCCUGUUGGUGACACAGAACGGGCACGGUGGCUUGCGCAGCCAGCUGGAGGCUGUUUUCCUGAGAGACUGGGAAUCCCCGUACAGCCACAACCUUGACACCUCAGCCGACAGUGUGGGCAAUGCCUGCCGCCUGCUUUGAGGCUCAGCUCGAUGGACAGGCCAAAGCCUUCCGGGCCCCCCCUGGACUCAGCACUGGGUCCUGGUUGCUGUCCCUGUGCCCUUGCUUCUGUCUAUCCCAUUGUGGCUCUGUACUCUCUACUACACUCCUGUGGCUACCUCCACCUCCACUGGUCUGACACUCUGGCCCCUGUGGACUUAGCAGAGCUGGGGGAGGAUCGGGCCCCAAAGAAGUGGGGGUGCAUGCUGGGCCCAGACCUUUGGCCCACCCCACAAAGGGGCCCAGAUUAUAAGUAAAUAAUUGUCUGUAUAGCCUGUGCUAAG